Messenger RNA from Oncorhynchus keta (chum salmon), 6944 nucleotides. RefSeq lists its product as uncharacterized. The coding region runs from base 1889 to 5656 and encodes 1255 amino acids. The record is from RefSeq and is a predicted model, not a curated record. The transcript is spliced from 6 exons. NCBI's taxonomy places the organism in Eukaryota, Metazoa, Chordata, Actinopteri, Salmoniformes, Salmonidae.
AACCAUUAGCUAUAGUCAAUGUUUGCAACCACUUAUUGUGGAAAAUGUGCAAUGUGGCAAUUUCAUGAAUUUGUCGAUAUUCUCACAUGCUUGCAUUUACAGACGUUAGCUAGCAAGGUAUAUGCCAGCCUGCUCUGAAAGUUACAUUACAAACUAGCUAGGUAGUUAACAUUUGCUAACGUUAGCUGGCUAACGCUUGCACAUUUCAGCUGACAUUCAGAACAAUAACGUACAAGCAAGCGAAGUUAUUAUAGAAGACAAAUGCAACUACAUACAGUUGAAGUCGGAAGUUAGCAUUCGCCUUAGCCAAAUACAUUUAAACUGUGUUUUUCUCAAUUCCUGACAUUUAAGCCUCGUAAAAAAAAAAAAAAAAUCCCCGUUUUAGGCCAGUUAGGAUCGCCACUAUUUUAAGAAUGUGAAAUGUCAGAAUAAUAGCAGCGAGAAUGAUUUAUUUCAUCACAUUCCCAGUGGGUCAGAAGUUUACAUAUUACAAUUAGUAUUUGGUAGCAUUGCCUUUAAAUUGUUUAACUUGGGUCAAAUGUUUCAGGUAACCUUCCACAAGCUUCCCCCAAUAAGUUGGGUGAAUUUUAGCCCAUUCCUCCUGACAGCUCCUGACAGCUGGUGUAACUGAGUCAGGUUUGUAAGGCCUCCUUGCUCACACACGCUUUUUCAGUUCUGCCCACCAAUGGUCUAUAGGACUGAGAUCAGAGCUUUGUGAUGGCCACUCCAAUACCUUGACUUUGUUGUCCUUAAGCCAUUUUGCCACAACUUUGGAAGUAUGCUUGGGGUCAUUGUCCAUUUUGAAAACCUAUUUGCGACCAAGCUUUAACUGCCUGACUGAUGUCUGGAGAUGGUGCUUCAAUAUAUCCACAUCAUUUUCUUCCUCGUGAUGCAAUCUAUUUUGUGAAGUGUACCACGCCCUCUUGCAGCAAAGCACCCUCACAACAUGAUGCUGCCACCCCCGUGCUUCACAGUUGGGAUGUUCUUUGGCUUGCAAGCCUCCCCCAUUUUCCUCCAAACAGAAUGAUGGUGAUUAUGGCCAAACAGUUCUAUUUUUGUUUCAUCAGACCAGAGGACAUUUCUCCAAAAAGUACUUUCUCCCCGUUUGCAGUUGCAAACUGUAGUCUGGCGGUUUUGUAGCAGUGGCUUCUUCCUUGCUGAGCGGCCUUUCAGGUUAUGUCGAUAUAGGACUUGUUUUACUGUGGAUAUAGAUACUUUUGUACCUGUUUUCUCCAGCAUCUUCACACGGUCCUUUGCUGUUAUGGGAUUUGCACUUUUCGCACCAAAGUACGUUCAUCUCUAGGAGACAGAACACGUCUCAUUCCUGAGCAGUAUGACGGCUGCGUGGUCCCUUGGUGUUUAUACUUGCGUACUAUUGUUUGUACAGAUGAAUAUGGUGCUUUCAGGCGUUUGGAAAUUGCUCCCAAGGAUGAACCAGACUUGUGGAGGCCUACAAUUUCUUUUCUGAGGUCUUGGCUGAUUUCUUUUGAUUUUCCCAUGAUGUCAAGCAAAGAGGCACUGAGUUUGAAGGUAGGUCUUGAAAUAGAUCCACAGGUACACCUCUAAUUGACUCAAAUGAUGUCAAUUACCAUAUCAGAAGCUUCUAAAGCCAUGACAUACUUUUCUGGAAUUUUCCAAGCUGUUUAAAGGCACAGUCAAUUUAGUGUAUGUAAAUUCUGACCCAAUAGAAUUGUGAUACAGUGAAAUAAUCUGUCUGUAAACAAUUGUUGGAAAAAUUACUUGUCAUGCACAAAGUCGAUGUCCUAACAGACGUGCCAAAACUAUAGUUUAUUAACAAGAAAUUUGUGGAGUGGACGAAAAACGAGUUUUCAUGACUCCAACCUAAGUUGAACCUGGAGUAUCAGCCCAGCUCAGGCACCUUGGCAGAAUGGAUCCAGAGAAGCACAGUCACCAGAGGGAGUAUAGAGAACCAAAGGCAUGCAGUCAGAGGAGGGAGUACGGAGGACCAAGCUCAGGACAAUGGGACGAUAGCUUUGAGAAGAGAGGCAAUGGCCAGGCUAUGCCCCGAGAGCCCUACAGUGAAUACUCCAGCAUGAGGCGAACUAGAGAAGGUGGGAAGGAGUAUGGUGCUUCCUCUGCUAUGAGCUACAUCAUGUACCCAUCAUCCAGAGACUGGAGCAAAGGCUCAUUGAGGGGUAGCAGUGGUCCCUUCUCCCCAGACACAGAUGGGGACAUUGAUGGAGAGCCUGUGGUGCUCAGUGUGGAGGACCUGGAACUCGCUCGUAAGAAGAAGGAGUUGAAGGUCAUAGAGGAAAAGAUAGCUCGCAAGAAAGCUGUUCUUGCUCUGCAAAAAGUUCAACGCAGAGCUAAGGACAUGCCUGAAACACAGGCUGCAUCCGCAACAGCGAAGGGCAUGUCUAAACAGAGGAAGGUAAACGAUACAACAUUCCAAAGAUACAGUAAUGUCGCGGACCAGUCGUCACGCAUAUGCCUACCUCUUAAACGGAGGGUGCUGGACAUUCUGAGUAAGCUCAGAAGAACACCGGUACAGUACCUACUGCAUAAGGAUACCGCUGCCAAGCUGAAGAAACAAAACAAGAUGCGAGCAUUGGAGCUAAUGAUUAGCGCUCCCCUAGAAAAUGAAGAGGCCCAUCCUCUGAGACUGAGAGUGAAGGGUUUAAUGAACCAGCGACGCUCUCCCAACAAUGAGGUGAUCGCUAAUGAUAAACAACAUAAUCCAACCAUUCAGAGGCCAGUUCACUCACUCAGGACACAGGAGAAAGACAUAGUAGCCACAGGCUUCCAGCGCUUCCUCAAUGUCCUCAAUGAAGGAGUGGACCUCAACAAGCUCUCAAAGAUCGUCAACGACGAAAAUGAGCAACUCAUUGUGGGCGAGGAGCUACCACAAGUUUGGCCGACUCUGCUCGAGGGUCAUGUUGACUACAGCAGUAGGUCCAAGUCUUCUCCAUUUGAGGAGAAGAAGGUGAGGCUUGAGGAUGAGCAGCGGUACGAGCGGAUGCAGACCCUGCUGGAGAUUGUUGGGCUGGACUUAGGGGUUGAGGAGUUGGGUCGGCUGACAGACAGGACCAAUGAUAGGCUAUAUGGAAAGAUGGGAGACUUGAAAAGGGACAGAGCCAGAGAAGGGGAAAGUCCUGCGAGAGAGAGAUGCAGGCAAAGAUGCUCUAGUACCAGAGAAAAGGACAGAGACAGAUCUGAGAGAAACCGAAAGGGAGACGGGCACAGACACUCUAGUACCAGAGAGCGAGACAAGGACAUACCGGUAGUCAGAGAAACUAACAGAUCAGAAAGGAACAGAGAUAAAGACUGGGACAGAGACCCAGAGAAGGACUGGGACGGAGGCCGAGAGAGAGACCGGGACAGAUCUAGGAGAGACGGGGGCAGAUACAGAUCUGAGAGAGACGGGGACAGAGACCCAGAGAAAAGCAGAGACGGAGGCCGAGAGAAAGACCGGGACAGAUACAGAUCUGAGAGAGACAGAAAACGAGAGAUAGCCAAGGAUUUAGACAGGUGGCUGCAAAGGACCAGAGACGGAGACAAACGUUCUAGGACCAGAGACUGGGACAGAGAGAGAUCUGAUAGGGAUAGGUAUGGGGAUGAGUCCAGUGAACGCUCCAUUGAGCUCUACUCAUACUCCAUGGACCCUAUAUUCCCUGUUUCUCAUCCCCAUGCAUCUAUGAUGGCUACCUACUCCACCACCCAGUACUCUCAGUGUAUGACGUACCACAGCAGCCCCUACACCAUGGCCUUCCCUCCAGGGUGGGGUUAUCCCGCUGGUACCAUGCCUGCUGGUAUUAUGCCCCCUGGUAUUAUGCCCCCUGGUAUCAUGCCCCCUGGUACCAUGCUUCCUGGAAUCAUGCCAGCUGGUGCCAUGCUGCCUAGUAACAAGCCCCGCCAACCUAACCCCCCUGGGUAUCCACCCUACACCAACUUCCCCCCAUAUUACUCUAAUGGUACCACAGCCUUAAACCAGACAUACACAUACACCCAGCCUGCCAGCACUCGAGCAGUCUUAAGUCAGAGAUGCACAUACAUCCAACCCACUAGAAACCGCAGGAAAAAGACACAGAAGCAUGCCCGAGGGAAAGUGUCCUGUCAGAUGGUGACAAAGAAGUCCCCCGCGGUUUUGACCACUCAGAUAGCGACAAAGAAGUCCCCCCCCGAACCAGGGUCCAAGAUUAAAGCAAAGGGGAGAAACAAUAUAUUCUUCACAGGUAUAUUCAUGAAGAGUUAUCACAGUCAUCUAAGGAAGUUCCAGUAUUAUUUGAAACGGCUUGCGAAGAGGAGGAAUAAGGUUCACCAGCGCAAAAGAAAGCGAUUGCUUGCAGAAGCAGCAGGGAAAGUGGCCCCUCACUUCCCCUUUGAACCGGAGCCCCCCAAGAAAGACGGGGAGAAACUACAUGCUGACACUUCUGAAGAAGUGGUUCCUCAGGAAGCUGCAGAUAAUUUGGAGGCACCAUCUGAAACAGGGCCUAAGAAAGAACCGGAAGGUGAGAAACUACAUGCUGACACUUCUGAAGAAGUGGUUCCUCAGGAAGCUGCAGAUAAUUUGGAGGCACCAUCUGAAACAGGGCCUAAGAAAGAACCAGAAGGUGAGAAACUACAUGCUGACACUGCUGAAGAAGUGGUUCCUCAGGAAGCUGCAGAUAAUUUGGAGGCACCAUCUGAAACAGGGCCUAAGAAAGAACCAGAAGGUGAGAAACUACAUGCUGACACUGCUGAAGAAGUGCUCCCUCAGGAAGCUGCAAAGAAUGUGGAGGCACCAUCUGAAACAGGGCCUAAGAAAGAACCAGAAGGCGAGAAACUACAUGCUGAUGCUGCAGAGAAAGUGGCUCCUCAGGUGACUGCAAUGGACACUGCGGCCCCCUCUGAAAUGGGUCCCAAGAAAAAAAAGUUGUAUCCAGGUAUCUUCAUGAAGAUUCUAAUGAGACGUCUAAAGAGGCAUCUGUGCAAGAUAAAAGGGAAGAAGAAGCAUUUUGCAAAGAGGAGGAAAAAGGCUUUCCAGUACAAAGGGAAGAGACCAUUGGUAGAUACUAAGGAAAAAGUGCCUCUUCUAGAGGCUGCAAAGGACUCUGGGAACCCCUCUGAACCAUGGCCCAAGAAAAAGAAAAAAAAGAAAACACUAGAGGAAAAAGGAGGUAUAUACUACCCAGGGAUAUUCAUAAGGGUACACAGAACGUAUUUGACAAGGGGGAAACUGGCAAAGGCAAAAGCAGCUGCUGAAGGCACUGAGGCCAUUUCUGAACCAGCACCCACGAUUGAAGGGGGGGGAGGAAUGACAGAAGGGAAGGAACUGCUUGCAGACACAUUAGAGAAAGGGGUUCCUCAAGUGGCUACAAAUGACUCUGGGCUUCCCCCUGAACCAGGGCCCAACAAAGAACCAGAAAGAGAGGAAGAAACUAUGUUAGAAGAUGAGAAACUGCUUGCAGAUCAUGUGGCGAAAGUGUCUGUAAAGGGCCCUCAGGUCCUCUUGGAACCAAAGGCUGAGAAAGACCGAGAAGGAGAGGACGACGCAAGUAUAGAUGGUGAGAAACUGCUAGCAGACCCUGUGGAGAAAGUGUCUAUAACGGGCCCUGGCUUGCUCUCUGAACCAGAGACUGAGAAUGAGACAAGGGGAGAAACAACCAGUGGCAUGAGAAUUAAUGAAGGAAAAACAAGCUUGAAGAGUUCAACCUGAAGAUGGGCACGCCUAACACAGCAUCAAAGGAUGGCUAGCUGUUAUCUUCACUUGGCAUCAUGAGCUUAUCGCACACUAGAAUAGAACCUGCUGCUGACCCAUCCAGACCCUAUGGACAUCAGUUGGCUUACAUUCUUACCUAUCAACCAUUUAAUAGAUUUGUAAUCACUGAAAAAUUAUUUGUUAAAGUUUAGCCUCAUCCUUAAAUGCUUCGUAUUGAAUUUAUUUUCAGUGUAAUUUAUUGAUAAUGUGUGUGGGGUAUGGGGAGGGUCUAGCACAUUCAUAUAUGCUAAGUACCUUUAGCGCCUAUUGAUGAUAGUAUCUUCUGGCCGGGGGAGUUUAAUUAAGAGCCCCGACCCUUGCACUAAACGUUAACACGCAUCGCUUGCGGCCUGAUUUUGGAACAUGAGGAACUAUCUUUCAUAUCAGCGUUGGACAAAAUUGCACAUUUAUUGGGUUAGGGUUCCCACACGGCCAUAUUUCCAUGUUACAGUGCUUGUUUACGGAAAACUGAUGGAAGACUGAGUCGACUACCUUUGCUAAUUACCGAUCUGCAUCUCCAAAACCCUGUGUGUAAAUGGAAGAUGGACGCCACAAACUCGUUGUCACUGAAAGAUACUGUCGGCUGCAACUGUUAAAACCGGUUUUAUAAACUGGGUGGUUUGAGGCCUGAAUUCUGAUUGGCUGAAAGCCAUGGUAUAUCAGACCAUAUACCAUGGGUAUGACUAAACAUUUAGUUUUACUGCUCUAAUUACAUUGGUAACCAGUGUAUAAUAGCAAUAAGGCUCCUCUGGGGUUUGUGAUGUAGGGCCAAUAUCCCACGGCUAAGGGCUGUGUCCAGGCACUCCGUGUCGCGUCGUGCUUAAGAACAGUCCUUAGCCCUGGUAUAUUGGCCAUAUACCACAACUCCUCGGGCCUUAUUGCUUAAAUAACAGAGUAAGUGUACAUUUUGCAUAUGAAAGUAGAUGGCUUGAUGUUUCUAGAACCGUACUGCAAUUAGAUGGAGUAUUUGGCUGCCAGAGACAAUUUACCUGUUCUAAACCAAGUAAGGGCGUGGAGUUUAUUUGGUCUGGUCAUGUGGUCAAGAGAAAUUCCUGGCCCUAGAUAUAGUACAUGUGUAUCAAUCCGAUAAAUGCUAUUGACGGCAUUAUGUUUGUAAGUUGUCAUGCCUGAUAGCUAAAAGUAAGAACUGCCCAUGUUUCAUUCCCCAGUGCAGUCAGCCCUCCUAUUUCUAUAGAUCUUUCACUUUGUAAAUAUGUAAUUGAAUAAAAUAUUCGGUCUAUUGUAA